GGUAGCUUCACCUACUUAGGCAGCUCGCUGGAUGUUUUAAGCGUUAUGUUCAAUCCGCGCACAUUGAUAGUGUGCAGACAUGUUCGGCAGAGAUUCCCUCCUCGUGUGUGGUACAGUGUAGGUCUUCCACGCAUCGAUCGAAAAGGCGGAGAGCUGCGUUUAGACGCUCAAGCACUUUCUUGGCCCACUUCAUCUCGUGUGUGGUCGGUGCUUUCUGCAGCACAGCUGCGUUUUUCAGGCACGCGCUUUUGUGCGUGCAAGUGAGCCGAAGGACAAGGAGAUGCCUGAUGUGCUGAGCAGUCCGGAUAUCGGAGAGGUGGAGAACAUCAUCUCCAGUGUCGCCCAGAAGUGUCCGCAGGAAGCAGAUGUGCUGGGUGGGAGUCCUGUGGUGGAUCUCUCCGAGGUGGAAAACAUCAUCUCCGACGCGGUGAAGCAACACUCCCAGGAGCUUCAUGAUGUUUCUCGCGCAGAGGCGGAGCCCGUGAUGAGCCAGACGACCUUCGUCACCGACCCCACUUCCGUCCCACAGGCCGGGACCCCUGUCCGGGAGGGCGGACGUGUGUCCGAUCCAAACGCAUCGGCGGCAUCGGCAGCGCUGAAAGGCGAGAAUCAGCAGCUACGCUUGGAGGUGGGCCGUUUGCAGAGGGUGUGCGUUAUGUGUCACCUGCCAUUGGUACGGGCCCUUCAAUAGCACCAUGGGCCCUUGUGCAAAAAACACACCUUUGGAUCUUGAGGUUUUUGGGUGAGUUUGUUUUGGGCAACGGCGUGUCAAGCCCCAAGGUUUUACGGUGUCCCGUCACUCCCAAAACACUCGUCGUGCGCACGUGGGAUUGUGACUUUGAGGCGGCCGCACGGCGGACACUCAAUUCAAGAUGCCCAGACGCCACCCAUGGGACUGCCAUAGGACUGC
This is a messenger RNA of Durusdinium trenchii, 910 nucleotides long. The record is from the annotation of a GenBank genome assembly. NCBI's taxonomy places the organism in Eukaryota, Dinophyceae, Suessiales, Symbiodiniaceae.